Molecule: messenger RNA, 1364 nt
Organism: Haliotis rubra (blacklip abalone)
Lineage: Eukaryota; Metazoa; Mollusca; Gastropoda; Lepetellida; Haliotidae
Product: 26S proteasome non-ATPase regulatory subunit 14
Exons: 11
Coding region: 79-1014 (311 amino acids)
Biological process (GO): proteasome-mediated ubiquitin-dependent protein catabolic process; protein deubiquitination
Cellular component (GO): proteasome regulatory particle, lid subcomplex
Molecular function (GO): protein binding; metallopeptidase activity; proteasome binding
Source: RefSeq, a predicted model, not a curated record
CGCUCCCUUGUACCCAUAAUGCACAGGAGUUCCUGUUAUAACUUGCAUUGUCAUUUACAGAUUAACCAAUAGACAAGAAUGGAUCGCUUAUUAAGACUGGGUGGAGGAAUGCCAGGGCUUGGUCAAGGUGCUGCCCCAUCAGAUGCUCCUGUUGUAGACACAGCAGAACAAGUCUACAUAUCAUCUUUGGCACUGCUUAAAAUGCUGAAGCAUGGACGAGCUGGUGUACCGAUGGAGGUUAUGGGUCUCAUGUUGGGGGAGUUUGUGGAUGACUACACUGUCAGAGUCAUUGAUGUAUUUGCCAUGCCACAGUCAGGAACAGGUGUGAGUGUAGAAGCAGUGGAUCCAGUGUUUCAGGCCAAGAUGUUGGAUAUGUUGAAACAGACAGGAAGACCUGAGAUGGUGGUUGGAUGGUAUCACUCCCAUCCAGGCUUUGGCUGUUGGUUGUCAGGAGUGGACAUCAACACACAACAGAGCUUUGAGGCUCUGUCCGAGAGAGCUGUUGCAGUUGUUGUAGAUCCCAUACAGAGUGUGAAGGGCAAGGUUGUUAUUGAUGCUUUCCGUCUCAUCAACCCGAACAUGAUGGUUCUUGGUCAGGAACCUAGACAGACUACAUCCAAUCUUGGUCAUCUCAACAAGCCUUCUAUACAGGCUCUGAUCCAUGGGCUCAAUAGACACUACUAUUCCAUUGCCAUCAACUACCGCAAGAAUGAACUAGAACAAAAGAUGUUGCUGAACCUGCACAAGAAGAGCUGGGUUGAUGGUCUGAUGCUGCAGGACUACAACACCCACUGCAGCCUCAAUGAGAAAACUGUCAAGGAGAUGCUUGAUCUGGCCAAGAACUACUCCAAGGCUUUAGAGGAAGAGGAAACGAUGACACCGGAGCAGCUUGCUAUAAAAAAUGUUGGAAAAAGGAUCCCAAAGCGUCACUUAGAAGAGCAUGUUGAUGUCCUGAUGACCAAGAACAUUGUGCAGUGUCUGGGCUCCAUGCUGCAUACAGUUGUAUUUAAAUAGACACUUACCGUAUAUCAUCAUGUGGAGUCACCAAUUCUAGCCAAGGGGAAAAACUACAUCAAAUAACGUUUUGUGUACUUGGAAUACAGCAACCAGCUGAUCAUAACACUUGAUGGUUGAACUGGCGUAUGUCAAGGAUAAUGUCAAGGGGAACAGGAACUCAGACAGUUGUAGAAGUUUGAAUAUUGCUUGUGGUGUGGACGUUUGAGAUGGCUGGAUUCAGAAGAGAAGAUGCACACAAGUGCUUAUCUCCUUGUACAUACAACUUUAUGCUCUUGUCAGUUUCCAUUGUAUUGCUUAAGAUCAUUUCAUUUGUACAAAAUUUAUGUCAAUGAAAACAUUAUAAACAA